AUGGAUAUGAGUUCCAUGUCCGGGAUGGCCAUGUCGACAAUGGCCUCGUCGAUGACCAUGGCCAUGUCGUCAACCGGUACGGCGGCGGCUGCCUCGUCCACCAGCACUAUGGAUAUGUCGUCGAUGGAUUCUUCGAUGGACAUGGGCGGCGAUUGCAAAGUUUCGAUGCUGUGGAACUGGUAUACGAUCGAUGCCUGCUUCCUCGCAAAAUCAUGGCACAUCACCUCGCGCGGCAUGUUUGCCGGCUCGUGCAUCGGCGUGAUCCUGAUGGUCAUGUUGCUCGAGUUUCUCCGCCGCACCGCAAAGGAGUACGACCGCCUGCUGCUGCGCCAGCACCAGCGCGCCAUGUUCGCCGAGGCCUCGUCAUUCGGUAGCUCGACGCCCCAACGGACCCCAGUGCCCGAACCCGAACCCGCUCCCACCAGCUGCUGUGACGGCGCCGACUCGAUCGAGAGCGAGAAAAAUGAUAAGCCUGCCGCUGCCGUCGUCACCGCUCCCCGAGCCGCCGCAUUUCCAAGCAGGAGGACGACGAGGUUCAGGCCGAAUGUCAUGCAGCAAGCCAUCAGGGCGCUGUUGCACUUGCUUCAAUUCGCCCUGGCCUAUUUUGUCAUGCUGCUCGCCAUGUACUACAACGGCUACUUGAUUAUUUGCAUUUUCAUUGGCGCAUUCUUAGGUGCAUUCAUCUUCUCAUGGGAGAGCGUCGAGGUGACUAUUGGAGGAGCCAGCGGAAUGGAAGUGGAAGAGGAUCCUACCGUUUGCUGCGGUUGA
Molecule: messenger RNA, 768 nt
Organism: Lasiodiplodia theobromae
Lineage: Eukaryota; Fungi; Ascomycota; Dothideomycetes; Botryosphaeriales; Botryosphaeriaceae
Product: CTR copper transporter protein
Exons: 4
Coding region: 1-768 (255 amino acids)
Biological process (GO): copper ion transmembrane transport
Cellular component (GO): membrane
Molecular function (GO): copper ion transmembrane transporter activity
Source: RefSeq, a predicted model, not a curated record